AAACACAAACUCACGAAUUAAUCAGGUGAAAAAUAUGUUUCAUCAAAUGUUUUUCAUUGUGGAGUACUGGGAUGAACGUCAUAUCGUCUCCGCCACAACAAAUUUUGUACGACGUUUAUUGUAACAAAAUUUGACAAUACGGUGUGUGAUAGCAACCCCUCUCAAACCUGCAUCUCGCAUUCAUCCAUCCAUCCACCGACCCUUUACGUCGUAACAUGCAAUAGGCUGUGAUGGAAUUGCCUUGUACCGCUGAGAAGGGGUGUUUUACCGCUGCUUGUGGCUGUGCCACCUGCAGUAGUUUACGUUCUGGUGCCUGGUAGCUACGUUAGUAACAUUGCUUUUAAUUGUUUUUUAACAGUGGCAUUUAUAAGAUUCGUCUGACAUUAGUUCAUGUCAAAGUACAUGUUAACGUGUGCCAUGAUUGUUAGAAAUAUGAACGCAAGUAUUUCGUGAAGAAGAAAUCUUUCACAUCUCUUUUGGGGUAUGGGAAAAUAUGGUGGGAUUUUGUUUACAUCGAGAAUGUUAUGUUUGGACGUUCCGUGUGAGGUUAAUUAUCAUCGCGGGAAUAACAGGUGCCUAUGGUGUCUUCCCAGAAGCAAGUCAAGAGGGUAUGCUUCAUCCCUAUAAGAGCUAUGCUGAUGUGACCUUAUUUCAUUAUAAUGUGCCAUCAGAGGUUUCUCGUGCUACUUGGGAAUUUGCUGCCUUUAUGGACAAUCCUCAUUGUCCCAUCAAAGAUGUUCACAUCUACAUACAGCAUGGCAGUUAUCCUGUUAUGAGCCCAACAAAUUCAAGUUUCCCACCAAAUGUUUAUAUUGGCCGUACAUCACUUCAUUAUAUCACAACCAAGUCAGCAUAUCAACCUCAUGAUGCUACCAUCUUUGCCAUUAAUAAUCCCUUACCUGGAAAUUGGUUUGUUGCAUCAUAUAUCUCUCACUGGGACCAGCAUGUUCAGCAAGAGGGACUUGGUCACAAAUGCCAUUAUAGCCUUGGCUCAGUCGCAUUUUGGUCUCAAGUGGUUGGGAUACCUGUCAUCAGUCCUGGCAUUCCAAAGGUCAUUACUACCACCGAACAUUUUUCGUAUUACAAGAUAUUUAUACCUGCCGGCACCUGGCAUUUUACUGUGAAACUAUCUAAUUGUGAAUUUCAAGUAAAUUCAGUGACCAUGUUUCACAACAAUAAUACUGUGCUGUACUGCAUUCAAAGUGUAGCUCUUAGAGCGCGCGCACUUCCAUCCUACACUUCAAAAAGUUUGGGGAAUGUCACUGUGGAUUCUGAAUUGUUUUUCACUGAAACCGAGCCAUAUACAAAUGGGUUUUAUUAUUUACUCAUUGUAACAGAAUCUAUGGUCAAAUUCAAAGUAGACAUUUCUACAACAGAAUGUAGUGUUCAGCCAUUGGGCCCUAGUUUGAGUAAACAUUUUGCACAAACAUCAGAAAUAACUGUUCGGCAUAGUAACAAUACUAUUCGCUCAGACUGGGCUAGCACAAUACGGCAUAUUAACAAUAGUAAAAUUCCAAAAGUUACUAGAAGCCCUGGGAUAAGACGAGAAGAUCUUAUUAAGCUACAAUACCCUUGUUUACCAACAUUUCAACUGGCACGUAUUAAGCAUUCCCAGGAUUUUGCUGAUACUUUUCUUUUGCAGGGUCGUGAGUGGUACACAACAUGGGUUGCACUUACUGAAAUGAUUCCUGUCAUUGUUCAGCUAGAAAUUUUACCAUUUGUUGAUAUUGGUGGGACUUUAAGCAUCAAUAUUCAUCUGGAUGAAUUAUUGAUUAAUACAACAUAUCAUUUGUUGACGAUAACAGCAUGUAUUAGAAAAGGCCGUGCUCCCUCUCACAUUAACUGGGAUAUUAUAUGUCCUCCUUCCUUGCUUCUGAACAUUUCAACAGCAACACCAGAAAGUGUUGAUGCCACAAAAUUGAUACCAUAUCCUGAACCUGACAUGUGGUUUAUAGCCUUUCAAGCAAAAUGUUAUGCAAAUGGUACAGAGAGGCCAUGUCUAAUGAAUGAAGUGACGGUUUCACUGAACAUCAGAACUCAACCAUGUGUCUUUUCUGGUCAUCCUUGUGGACAAAAAGGCGUUUGCCAAGAAUCCCAUAAAGGCCUUCACUUUUUCACAUCAUGUGCCUGUUUAGGUGGCUAUGAAGGUUGGGGGUGCACUGAUGGACGGAAUGCUACACCCGAAAGCCUACUUCUCCUCACCACCCUGUUACUCACACUCAGCAAUGUGUUUUUCCUACCUGCUGUGCUGUUAGCCUUACGAAGGAAUUUACUCACAGAAGCCUUGGUGUAUCUAGCUACAAUGGUUUUCUCAACAUUUUACCAUGCUUGUGACCAAGAUUUCUAUGCUUAUUGUGUCAUCAAAUAUGAGGUGCUGCAAUUUUGCGACUUCUUUUGUUCAAUUCUUGCAUUUUGGGUAACACUGGUAGCAAUUGCCGGCAUUCCUCCUCACAUUGCCUCAACUCUGCAUAUGAUGGGAGUUCUCAUUGUUGCUGUUGGUGUGGAGUACAAUCGCACUGGACUCCUUGUUUUUAUCAUUCCAUUUGGACUUGGAGUUGUGAUACCUGUUGCCACUUGGUGUAUUCGAUGCUGUCGACAGCGUGGGUGUAUCCAUCUUCAGUAUUCUUUACUGUUGCUAUUGCUGCCAGGAAUUUUCUUGGCCACUGUGGGUCUCAUUUUAUUUGCCUUUAUUGAAACAGAAGCUAAUUACCAGUAUGUUCACAGUGCAUGGCACAUAGUCAUUGCCUUGUCUCUUGUGUUCUUAUUACCAAAGAAGUGCAACCAGCAAAGGCCAGGUACUUGUGAAGUUUCAAACGAGGCUGAGCUUUUUGAUAUUAAUGAUUACUAUUCAGCAAGUCCUGUGUUUAUUGUAACAUCAGAUCUUGAUAAUUUAUUAAAUAACUAAUUCUACAAAAGCUGUGGUUCAAAGUUUGUGAAUGGUGUAUACUUAAUUUUUGUGUGAUUGUGUUGAAUUUUGUUGUUGCAUUGUUAGAAAAUAUUUUUAUUGCUUUGAUGAAUUUUGAAGAUUUUUAUUUUUUUAUUGUAUUAUAUUAUCAUAUUAUUUCCUGUUAAGACUUAAACAAUCGAGUACUUUUGAGAUUCUUCUUCAUGAUAGUCUGCAAUGUAGUGUUUGUUGUUAUUUAUGUCUGAGAUGUAUGUUUUGACACAAAGUGCAAAGUAGAUGUCAACACUAAAUAAAUAAGCCACUACAUACACAUGACAAAAACAUAAAAAUAUUUAUUUUUUUACAUAUUGCUAUGUCAAGUCAGGUUCUUUUUUUUGCAUCUUACAUGUAUCAAGUGUAUCAGCUGUCGUUUUCCAUCCACAUGGCAUCCGUUUCUGUCCAUGCUUAAUCAAACAUUAGUGUUACAUGGAAUUUUAGAUGUUCUGUGAUCAAAAUACUGAUCAUUUAUUUCUAAGACAAUAUGUACUCAAUUUUAAUGAAAAGAGGCAUUGAAAAUAUUAUCCCAAUGUAUUUUCUUGAAAACACAAAUGUUCCAAUAAAAUCACAUGUAUAAUUUGAAGACACACAUGUGUGAUUUGUAAUGUUUUGAAAAUUAAUUAAUAAAGACUAAUUUCACAUAAAAAUGUUAGAAAGUAUAAUUUUGGAGAAAAUAAGAUCUCAAACCAUUUUGUGAAUGAAAUGUGUACAGGUGAAAUCUUGUAGAAUAGUACAGUUAUGAACAUAAACAAGAAUUUUGAAACUUACUUUUAGACAUUAAUCUAGGGGAGGAAACUAGUUAAAUUAUGUUGUAUUUAUAGCCUCAGUUCUAAGCAAUAAAAUAUGGAGUAUUAAUGGCUUCAGUGUUAUUAAAUUUAGAUUUCUUUUGAUGAAGAGAGCAUAGAUAUUUUUCAACAAAUAAAUUUUGAGGCAUAUUGAAGACACUUUUAUUAUAUACUACAAAAAUCUGCAGGAUUUUACCUGUAUGUAUUACCUGUAAACAUUGAUGCACUUAAUAAACAAUUUGCAAAAGUG
Gryllus bimaculatus (two-spotted cricket) is the source of this 3976-nucleotide messenger RNA. The record is from the annotation of a GenBank genome assembly. NCBI's taxonomy places the organism in Eukaryota, Metazoa, Arthropoda, Insecta, Orthoptera, Gryllidae.